Messenger RNA from Malassezia pachydermatis, 1794 nucleotides. RefSeq names its product monooxygenase. The transcript has a single exon. The record is from RefSeq and is a predicted model, not a curated record. Lineage: Eukaryota; Fungi; Basidiomycota; Malasseziomycetes; Malasseziales; Malasseziaceae. Gene Ontology annotation, molecular function: flavin adenine dinucleotide binding; N,N-dimethylaniline monooxygenase activity; NADP binding. Bases 1 to 1794 code for a protein of 597 amino acids.
AUGGACGGCUAUCCUACUUCGCUUCCAAACGGACUUAAACUUGCACAGGACCCCAUCAACCUUGGUGGCCUCAAGCCCGAGUACCAUGACAUCGUGUGUGUCGGUGGUGGUCUCAGUGGUGUGAGUUUGGCUUGCAAGCUCAAGAGCAAGUACAAGAAGGUGCCCGACAUGGUGAUCAUUGAGCGUCUGCAGGGCCCUGCUGGUACUUGGGAGGCCAAUACCUACCCUGGCUGUGCGUGUGAUAUUCCUGCGCCUGUGUACAGUUUCAGCUUCCGUCAGAAGAGCGACUGGAGUGGCUUCUUCCCUCAGCAGACGGAGCUGCGUGAGUACGUGCACACCGUCGUGGCGGAGUACGGUAUUGGUCACCUGUUCCUCUUCAACUCGGUGGCGCUUGAGUCGCGUUACGACAAUGCUACGGGUCUGUGGCAUGUUCUCUCGGCGACUUUCGAUCCGAAGGACCCGCACAACGCUUCGCCGAAGAUCCGCUAUUUUGUCUCGAAGCUCUUUAUCUCGGCCGUCGGUGGUCUUUCGGAGCCCAACAAGUGUGAUAUUCCGGGCCACGAGAACUUCAAGGGCAAGAUCUUCCACUCGGCUCGCUGGGACCAUUCUGUUGACCUGAAGAACAAGAACGUGAUUGUUGUGGGUAAUGGUUGCUCGGCCACGCAGUUUGUGCCAAUUAUUGCCGAGGAGGCCAAGCAUGUGACGCAGUUUGUGCGCUCGAAGCACUGGUACGCGCCGCUGCCUGACAGCAAGCUUGUGAAGACCUGGUGGUGGAAGUGGCUGCUGCGCAAUGUGCCUUUGUUCAUGUGGGUACAACGUAUUAUCAUUUGGCUUGUUCUGGAGUCGCACUUUACGAUUGUGACCAAGUCGUGGCUGGGUCGCCAGUUCCGUGCGAGCUGGGAGAAGAUGUGCCGCGACUACAUUUCAAAGCAGGCGCCGAAGAAGUACCAUGACCUCCUUCUGCCGAAGAACAACGAGCUGAUGGUCGGUUGCCGUCGUCGUGUGCUGGAUAACAAGUACCUGCCUGCUCUGCACCGCGAGAACCUGGAGCUCGAGCCCUCGAAGCUUGUGCGUAUUGAAGAGGACGCCGUGGUUACGGCGGAUGGUCGCCGUUUGCCGGCCGACGUGAUUGUCAUGGCCAACGGUUUCAGUGUGAAAGCCGCUGGUUCGCCUAUGGUGACGCGCGGUAAGGACAUGACGCUGCGUGAGCACGACGAGAAGUACGGUGGUGGUGGUGUCAUCGCCUACCGUACCGUAUUCGUGUCGGGCUUCCCGAACAUGGGUAUGCUUGUCGGCCCUAACGCUGGUACGGGCCACAUGUCGGUUAUUUACACGUCGGAGCGUGAACAAGAGAUGCUCAUGUCAGUGGCCUCCCAUGUGCUUGAGUCGGCCAAGCCGAGCGAGGCGGCAAUUGCUCACUUGCCUGGCACGCCGGCCCCUGCUGGUGUGACCAAGGUCCCGACCUUUGACGUCAAGCUGAAGGCCGAGCUGGAUGAACAGCACUGGAUCGUGAAGAAGAUGCGCUCGACUGUGUUCCCGACCUGCGAAUCGUGGUACCGUGACCCGAAGUCGGGCCGUGUUACGGCUGUAUACCCUGACUGGCAGUGGCGCUUUGCGCUCCGCUGCUGGUUCCCUGUGUGGAAGGACUUUGAGUUUACGGGUCUGAAGGGUGGUGCCAAGCACCCUGCCACGACAAUCUACCAGAAGAUUGGCUGUGCGCUGGGUCUGGGUACGGUGCCAUACGUUGACCCGUCGGAGACGCCAGAGAUUGACCGCAAGUCGAUGAGCGCAUAA